Molecule: messenger RNA, 4902 nt
Organism: Mercurialis annua (annual mercury)
Lineage: Eukaryota; Viridiplantae; Streptophyta; Magnoliopsida; Malpighiales; Euphorbiaceae
Product: lysine-specific demethylase JMJ26-like
Exons: 28
Coding region: 137-4762 (1541 amino acids)
Biological process (GO): regulation of transcription by RNA polymerase II
Cellular component (GO): histone deacetylase complex; chromatin
Molecular function (GO): chromatin DNA binding; histone H3K9 demethylase activity; transcription coregulator activity
Source: RefSeq, a predicted model, not a curated record
AAGACAGUAGCUGUCUAGCUGAGGUACACAGAAUCCAAAGUUUAGCAAAAUCUAAAAUUGUGAGUGAAGAAUGUGAUAGAAACUAGCCCUAAAGAGUCGUCGUCGUUGUUAUUUGAAUUUUUGGUAAAUCCAAAUAAUGAACAAGAAGAGUCUAAGAACGUAUGAAAGAAAGCGGUAUUCUCAGAAGAGUAACCAGGUUGAUGAAGAAGAAGAGUAUCAUAAGCUUUCUAAAAAGCUCAGACCUAAAGUAACGAAGGUGUAUGAUUAUUAUAGUGACCAGGAUGGCGAGGAAGACUAUCCAGCCAAGAAGAAGCUCAAACUCAAGGCAACGGAUGGUGUGAAAACAGGGUUAGUUACUGGAAUUGGAAAUCUUCAUGAAGUUAGUCUGCCAAAACAACAUGUUCUUGAGGAAAACAGUGCUGCUGCUGCUAAUAACCUCUCUCACAACGAUGCAACUCAAGUUAAACCUAAGCGCAAUAGGGAGUACACAGAAAAGGUGUGCUUAAUGUGCCAUCAGUGCCACAGGAAUGAUAAGGGCAGGGUUGUUCGUUGCCAAAUUUGCAAGACCAAGCGAUACUGCAUUCCGUGCUUGACUAACUGGUAUCCUAAGAUGACCGAGGAAGAAGCUGCCGCUGCUUGUCCAGUUUGUCGUAAACUUUGCAAUUGUAAACCUUGCUUGCGUGAUCUUCCAAAAGACCUUCUGAAUCGUCUGCGAGAGCUGAAAGUUGAUAAAGAUAUGAAACUAGAGCACUGUAAACAUAUAGUCCACGCUCUUCUUCCCUUCCUGAGGCAGUUAGAUAAAGAGCAAUUAAUAGAGAAAGAUAUUGAAGCUAGGGCGAAAGGUUUGUCCCCUGCACAUAUGGAGAUUCAAAAUGCUAAUUGUCCUAGGAAUGAGCGCAUCACCUGCGACAAUUGCAGGACCUCUAUCUUUGACUAUCACAGAAGUUGUUCAAACUGCUUCUCUAAUAUCUGCCUUCUUUGUUGCCGAGAAAUCUGUCAUGGACACCUACAGAGAAGUGACCAGGAAGUGGUUAUGGAGUAUAUUGAUAGAGGGUUUGAAUAUUUGCAUGGUAAAAAGGGGAUGUAUACGAAAACAGAUAAAUUACUGUCCAAAAAUGAAUCUAAGAUCCAGGGGUCAAAUUCAGGAUGGAAAGCUAACGAGGAUGGAAGCAUUGCUUGUCGUUGUGGUAUUGGAAAUUUGGAACUGAAAUGUUUGUUCUCAGGAAAUUGGGUUUCAGAGUUAUUAAAGAGAGCGGAAGAUGCUAGACAUGCUUAUGAACUUGAUCAGGUUAAAAUUCCAUCAAAGCAAUGCAUGUGUUUUAAUUCCCAUGGAGAUGUUGACAUAGGAAAUAGUCAAUUGUUAAAAGCAGCAUCUCGAGAGGACUCUGAUGGAAAUUUUCUGUACAAUCCGAGGGCCAAAAGCAUCAAAGAGGAGGAUUUGAACCAUUUCCAAUACCAUUGGAUGAGAGCUGAGCCUGUGAUCGUUAGCAAUGUUCUCGAAACUGCAACUGGCUUGAGUUGGGAGCCAAUGGUCAUGUGGCGUGCCUUCCGCCAGAUAAGUAAUGAAUGUCAUGAAAAACUUUUGGAUAUGAAGGCCAUUGACUGCUUGGAUUGGUCUGAGGUCAGUAUGGCCUGUUAUCUGGUACGUAUUAAUGUUCGCAAAUUCUUUGAUGGAUACUUGACCGGCCGAUCUGACCUAGUUAACUGGCCUCAGUUACUUAAAUUGGAAAUCUGGCCUCCUAUUAAGUUUGAUGAACUUUCACCCCGGCAUGGUGCUGAAUUUACUCUUUGUUUGCCUUUUAAAGAGUACACACAUCCUGAGAAUGGACCUCUGAACCUUGCUGCCAGAUUGCCUAAGGACUCUUUGAAGCCAGAUAUGGGACCAAAGACAUUUAUUGCUUAUGGAUGGACUCAAGAACUUGGACGUGGAGAUUCUGUGACCAAGCUUCACUAUAACAUGUCGGAUGCGGUAAAUGUGUUGACACAUACAGCUGAAGUGACCCUUGAACCUGAUAAACUUACUGCUAUAGAAAGACUUAAAAGAGCGCACAGGAAGCAAGACCUUAGAGAACUUUAUAGUAUCAAUCAGGUUCUGGAGGAAGAUGCUGAUGCUGAAAUGCAGAUUGGUUGUGUUGGCGCUUCAUUCGACAAAGGGGGGGCAGAUGAGGGAGGUGCUGUUUGGGAUAUCUUUCGGAGAGAAGAUGUUCCUAAGUUGCAGGAAUAUCUUAACAAGCACUUCAAAGAGUUUAGGCACAUUCACUGCUGCCCGUUGCAGAAGAUUAUUCAUCCUAUUCAUGAUCAGACUAUGUAUAUGACUCUAGAGCAUAAGAGGAAGCUGAAAGAAGAAUAUGGCAUUGAGCCAUGGACAUUUAUCCAGAAACUUGGUGAUGCAGUCUUUAUUCCUGCAGGCUGUCCACAUCAAGUGAGAAACUUGAAGUCGUGUAUUAAGGUAGCAUUGGACUUUGUUUCACCAGAAAAUGUUGGUGAGUGCAUCCGAUUGACAGAGGAACUCCGUUCACUGCCCCAAAACCACCCAGCCAAAGAGGACAAGCUGGAGGUUAAGAAAAUGUAUCUUCAUGCAUUGAAAUGGGCCAUGGAUGUUUUGGAGGGUACUGAAGAUUUUAGGUAUACAAGCUGGGAAGGGGCAUUUGAAGCCACUCGUCAUCUAAGGAAAUUCAAAAGUGGAAGGAAACUCAAAAGAAAAGCAUGCAGACAUUUUGGAAGCUUUCAAGGAUUCUCAAAGUUUAGAAACACCUCAGACAAUCCUGUUGAGGUAGGUAAUGAUGUCUCGGAAUCAAGCAAAGAGAUUUCCAUGGAAGAUCCAAUAGAAGAAGGAGCUGAAUUGACGGCAGGUGAAUCUGGAAAAGAUGAAAGUUCUAGCUGCCAAGAUAAAGAAAAGGACACAGAGAAAGAUAUACUCUCACAUCCCGCUAAUUCAUCCUCUUCAGACAAUUCCGUUGAGGUAGACAAUGAUGUCUCAGAAUCAAGCAAAGAGAUCUCUAAUGAAGCUUCAACAAAUGAGGAAGGAACUGAAUUGACACCAGGUGAUUCUGGAGAAGAAGAAAGUUCUAGCAGCCAAGAUAAAGAAAAGGACACAGAGAAAAAUAUACUCUCAGAUCCCGCUGGUUCAUCCUCUUCAGACAGUUCCGUUGAGGUAGAUAAUGAUGUCUCAGAAUCAAGCAAAGAGAUCUCUAAUGAAGCUUCAACAAAUGAGGAAGGAACUGAAUUGACAGCAGGUGAUUCUGGAAAAGAAGAAAGUUUUAACAGCCAAGAAAAGGACACAGAGAAAGAUAUACUCUCACAUCCCGCUUGUUCAUCCUCUUCAGCCAAUUCUGUUGAGGUAGAUAAUGACGUCUCAGAAUCAAGCAAAGAGAUUUCCAAUGAAGCUUCAACAAAGGAGGAAGGAGCAGAAUUGACAGCAGGUGAUUCUGGAAAAGAAGAAAGUUCUAGCAGCCAAGCCAAUUCUGUUGAGGUAGAUAAUGAUGUCUCAGAAUCAAGCAAAGAGAUUUCCAAUGAAGCUUCAACAAAGGAGGAAGGAACUGAAUUUACAGCAGGUGAUUCUGGAAAAGAAAGUUCGAGCAGCCAAGAAAAGAACGCAGAGAAAGAUAUACUCUCACAUCCCGCUUGUUCAUCCUCUUCAGACAAUUCCGUUGAGGUAGAUAAUGAUGUCUCAGAAUCAAGCAAAGAGAUCUCCAAUGAAGUUUCAACAAAUGAGGAAGGAACUGAAUUGACAGGUGAUUCUGGAAAAGAAGAAAGUUCUAGCAGCCAAGAUAAAGAUAAGGACACAGAGAAAGAUAUACUCUCAGAUCCCACUGGUUCAUCUCCUUUAGACAAUUCCGUUGAGGUAGAUAAUGAUGUCUCAGAAUCAACCAAAGAGAUUUUUAAUGAAGCUUCAACAAAGGAGGAAGGAACUGAAUUGACAGAUAAAGAAAAGGGGACAGAACAAGAUACACUCUCAUAUCCCGCAGCUUCCCCUCCUUCAGACUACGAGUCUGCUUCUCGAGAUACAUCCGCUGUUUGUACCUUUGUAUCAUCCGAUGAGCCUGUUGAUGAGGAUCCCAUUACACAAAUUAACAAGCUUUCCGCCAUUGUAGAGGAGGAUCAAGAACUACAUGAUUUUAGCUUUAUGGAUGACAUUAUUGUUCCUAAAGCUAGUGCAUCUUACAUUUCUAAUCUCGAUGAGAUUAAAGGAGCGACUCUUGUGAUUAGACAAAUUCUAACCCUCGACAUUUCACAGAUUACAGAUUCUCAGAGAGUUCUAUUCCUUUCAGCUCUGAAAUUUUUUCAAAAUGUGAAGGGUUCUGCCAUCACUCCUGAUAUUGAGAAUCAAGCGGGCAGCAUAUUGAUUUCUUGGAAAUCCCAUGAAGAAUCAGAAUCAAGCAGCAUCCGAGAAUUGGAGGCUCUCAAGGUGGGAAGCAAAACGUACAAGGCUCUAGGGAAAAAGAAACAGGAAAUGGCUGACAGAAUUCGAACUAUCAAUACAGAGGGUCAGAGACUUGAGGCGGAAAUAAAGAAAAUGCAGGAUAUGAUUCAGGAAUUGAGGUCUCAGCAGGUUAAACUGGUAGAGGAGUGCAAAUCGUUGAGUGAGCAUUAUCAGGAAUUGACGAUUAAGUUUAAGCCUCUUCAUAGUGCAUUUGAAGCCAAGAAAAAAGAGAUGGUUUCAUGGGUGGAAGUUUGUACCAAAGCUUGUGAAGGCAAAAAUGCUUGUAGGAUGCAGUGGGAUACACUCAAUCAAUUACUCCUGGAUUCACUUCACUUAUGAAAUUAUUAUUUGGGAAGUAGUAAUUAACUUUGCAUGAUUUGUUUAUUUACUUCUCAAAAAUUAAAUUUUUCUUUUUAAAGUAUAGUAUAUUAUUAAAUAAUCAAAGUAAUUAAGUUUAAAAAUAUUGGUCUUUAACUAAA